AUGGUAUCCGUACGUGAUGGCGAAACUGAUGUUGGACCAGAAACUGAAGGAGACCCAUACGAUGACCUACUGCUCGCAGGCAAGGCAAAACACCCAUCGUCGAACCCGUGUGAGAAUGAUGGCGAGAAGGUGCCCUCUGCGGUCGAAGCCCCAAAGGUAGCGCCGGUGGAAGGUACGAUAUAUCAGCACUUUUACAUACGUUUGCUUACAUCCGAACUCUCAGCCGCCAGUCAGCACGACCAUGCAGAGGCGCAAGUCCCCUCUAAGCGGGUCGAAUGUCUUGACAAAGAGGUGAACGUGGCUCUCGCGAAAGCCAAAGCCAAGGUCGUCAUCACGAUGUUCUGCAGCGUGGUUAUCAGUCAGGGUCUCGCCACGAUUGUCGCCAUGGUCAUGGCUGCCGUGGCGAUCGGACAGGCCCUGCUUCUCAUGUUCUUCUCGCUCAUUGUCAUGAUGUGGUUCAUGGAGAGCAUCAUCAAAGACUUGUAG
Molecule: messenger RNA, 486 nt
Organism: Alternaria infectoria
Lineage: Eukaryota; Fungi; Ascomycota; Dothideomycetes; Pleosporales; Pleosporaceae
Exons: 2
Coding region: 1-486 (161 amino acids)
Source: RefSeq, a predicted model, not a curated record